Messenger RNA from Acanthoscelides obtectus, 2261 nucleotides. Lineage: Eukaryota; Metazoa; Arthropoda; Insecta; Coleoptera; Chrysomelidae. The record is from the annotation of a GenBank genome assembly.
CAAAAGUAAUGAGAAAAACAUUUAUUUUUAAUGUCUAUUCGAAUGAUUCAAGAAAUACAUCUAAGACGGUCCUGUUGUUCAAUGCUGCCACCUCACCCUUGCUAUAGCCUAAGAUAACUAUGUACUUGACAGGUAGCUUGACUUUGACAACUUGUUAUAACCUAACAUAACCCUUAUGUUUUUUGGCUUCGUUGCAUGAUGCAAAUCUAAUUUGAAUGUUGCAAACGUGGUGCAAUAAAGCAUAACAGAUUCCAAGUUCAAAUAUUGCAUUUAAAGUGUGGCAUUUAUUGUGUUGGUAGAUUUUAUAUAUUGUUUACACGUUUAGAUCCGGUAGAAAACGCCUCAUUAUUCAGGAGAAAGUUUUUUCAGGUUUGCUUACGUUAAACAAAAAUGGUGCUAGAUUUGGAUUCAUUCCGAAAGGAUAAGGGUGGAGAUCCUGAAAAAAUAAAGGAAAAUCAGAGAAAAAGGUUUAAAGAUGUGAAACUUGUUGAAAACGUAAUAGAAAAAGAUGAAUAUUGGAGACAGCUAAGACAUAAAGCUGACCAAUGGAACAAGCUAAAAAAUAUAUGUAGCAAAGCUAUAGGAGAGAAAAUGAAGAAGAAACAAUCUCAAGGAGAUCCUGAUGAAGAACUCCCAAGUGAUAUCACACAAAACUUAGAUACACUAACUGUGGAAAUCUUACAAGCACUUACUGUAAAUCAAAUCAAGAAGGUUCGUACAUUGAUUGAUGCUGCUAUAGUCAAGAACGAAGCAGAACUACAAACAACUGAAAAGGAACGUAAUGAGGCACUAAGAGAAGUUGGUAAUCAUUUACAUGAAUCUGUGCCUGUCGAUGAUGACGAAGAUAACAAUAAGGUAGAAAGGACAUUUGGAGAUUGUCAAGCAAAAAAAAAAUACUCUCAUGUGGACCUGAUCCAUAUGAUAGAUGGAAUGGAUGGAGAACGUGGCACAACUGUCUCAGGAGGCAGAGGUUACUAUUUGACUGGACCCGCAGUUUUCUUAGAGCAAGCUCUUAUCCAGUUAUCUCUAAGAAUCUUGCAUAAGAAAGGGUAUAAACCUCUUUAUACACCUUUCUUCAUGAGAAAAGAGAUUAUGCAAGAAGUGGCGCAACUAUCUCAGUUUGAUGAGGAGCUCUACAAAGUCAUAGGCAAAGGCAGUGAAAAGGCUGAAGAUAGAGAAGUAGAGGAAAAGUACUUGAUAGCUACUUCUGAGCAACCAAUUGCUGCAUUCCAUCGUGAUGAGUGGCUCCCUGAGAACUCCUUGCCUAUAAGAUAUGCUGGUUUCUCAACCUGUUUCAGGCAAGAAGUGGGCUCACAUGGAAGAGAUACAAGGGGCAUUUUUAGAGUACAUCAAUUUGAAAAGGUGUUUUAUAUAAUCCACUGUAGAUCACUUGAGUUAUUGUAAAAUGCAUAGUCAGUCUUGUAACUACUCACUCAAAAUAAUUCUCUUGUACUUCAAAUUUUUAAGCUGAAAAAAGUUUCUGGAUUCCUUUCCACAUUUUACUUAUUACAUCCAUAGAUCUGUUUGGCAUUUUUACUUCUAGGUAGAACAGUUCUGUAUAACUUCACCUUUUGACAACAAAUCAUGGGAAAUGAUGGAUGAAAUGAUUGGGAAUGCAGAAGAGUUCUGCCAAGCCUUGGGAAUUCCAUAUAGAAUCGUGAAUAUUGUUUCCGGAGCUUUAAAUAAUGCAGCUGCGAAGAAACUUGACCUUGAAGCAUGGUUUCCCGGAUCAGGUGCAUUUAGAGAACUGGUAUCUUGCAGCAACUGUUUGGAAUACCAAGCUAGACGUCUUUUAGUUAGGUAUGGCCAGACAAAGAAAAUGAACACUGCAACAGACUAUGUGCAUAUGUUAAAUGCCACCAUGUGUGCAGCAACUAGAGUGAUUUGUGCGAUCUUGGAAAAUAACCAAACUGAAACAAGCAUUAAGGUACCAGAAGCUUUGAAACUCUUCAUGCCAGAAGAAUACCAACAUGAAAUUCCAUUUGUUAAACCAGCACCUAUAGAUUUGGAAAAAGGGAAGAAGAAUAAACAGGAGAAAGGGAAAGGAGAAGAAUAAGAUGUCUUCUGUUUCUUGUCAGAACUGACAGUUUUUCAAGUCGUCCAAAAUGUGAUGACAAAAUGCUACAUUGUGCUAUUUAUUUUUCAUCCAUAUAAUGUAACUUGCUUUAAAUAAAUAAUAAAGGAUAAUGUAUGAUUAUGUGAUUACUCCUAUUGCAUCUGUCAAAGGUACAAAAUGAUUUGUAUAAAAAUAUUUUCUUACA